Molecule: messenger RNA, 1214 nt
Organism: Populus trichocarpa (black cottonwood)
Lineage: Eukaryota; Viridiplantae; Streptophyta; Magnoliopsida; Malpighiales; Salicaceae
Product: extensin-like
Exons: 2
Coding region: 1-852 (283 amino acids)
Source: RefSeq, a predicted model, not a curated record
AUGAGGUCUUCAAUGGCCUCUCUUACUGCUACUCUUCUACUGGUAGCAAUCUCUCUCAGCUUGCCAUCACAAACCACAGCAAACUACGAAUACUCCUCUCCUCCACCUCCUAAGAAAUCGCCUCCAUCACCACCUCCUCCUUACCAUUACAAGUCCCCACCACCACCUCCUCCAGUGCAUUCUCCUCCACCACCACCACACCCUUACAAGUACAAGUCCCCCCCACCUCCUCCACCGGUGCAUAAGUCUCCACCACCACCCAAAAAGCCCUACAAGUACAAGUCACCACCGCCUCCUCCGGUUCAUUCUCCACCACCACCAUCACAUCCUUACAAGUACAAGUCUCCACCACCUCCUCCACCAGUUUACAAAUACAAGUCUCCUCCUCCACCUCCGCCAGUUUACAAGUCACCUCCCCCACCACCCAAGAAGCCGUACAAGUAUAAGUCUCCCCCACCACCUCCAAUUUACAAGUCUCCUCCUCCUCCACCACCAGUUUACAAGUCACCACCUCCUCCUCCCGAGAAGCCAUACAAGUACAAGUCUCCCCCACCACCUCCUCCAGUUUACAAGUCUCCUCCACCACCUCCUCCCAAGAAGCCUUACAAAUACAAGUCUCCCCCACCACCCCCUACUCCAGUUUAUAAAUACAAGUCUCCUCCCCCACCACCACCAGUACACAAGUCUCCUCCACCACCUCCUCCCAAGAAGCCAUACAAAUACAAGUCUCCUCCCCCACCUCCUACUCCAGUUUAUAAAUAUAAGUCUCCUCCCCCACCACCACCAGUACACAAGUCACCACCACCACCCCAUUACAUUUACGCAUCACCCCCUCCACCUCACCAUUACUAGAAUACGGCUAUCAUAUAUAGUUUCAAGGUAAUUAAAGGGAAGAGUGUCAUGCAUGUAAUAAGGAAAAGGAUGGGUGCAGGAGCUUCUGCAAGGAAGGAAACUAAGGAAUCAAGCUACUGCAUGCAUUAGUGGAGCUCUGUGUUUUAUUUAUAUGAUGAAUAAAGAGAGACAUGUAGAAGAAAAGAUCAGCUUCCUCGUUUAGUGUAUUAUUAGAAAGCUGUAGUCACCGGUUAAUCUGCUCUGUUGAAAAGUAGCUUAUGCGUAUGUAGUUUUCAACCUGUUGUGCUAUGCAUGCAUGGCUGUUAAUUUCAUAUGGAGUAAUAAAAUAAUAUCUUCUUUCACCAAAACAAAAGGUUUAUGCA